GCGCGCGCGCACCAGCCCCGCCCCUGCGCUAUGGCGGCGGCCCGGCGGCUCGGCCCGUGACAGCAGGAGGCCGCCGUCCUCCCCCUCCCCAGCAGCGGCCCCGGCCCCGGUUCUCGCCCCCCGGCGGCGGGCGCGGCGCGAGGGGAGGAGCCGCCAAGAAGCUGCCAUGCAGGACCCCGGGCCGGAGCGCGGCGGCAGCGCCCACCCCGCCGAGGAGGGGCGGGGGUCGGCGGCCGGUGAGGCCUCGUGGCUGCGGCGGGUGUUUGAGGAGGCGCAGGGCUCCUCGCAGCUGAGCGUGGCGCCGGCCGAGCCGCCGCCCGUCACGGUGGUGGCGGUGGAGCGGUACCUGGGCGAGGGGCUGCCGCGCGCCACCCCGCAGUACUGGUACGACGUGACGCUGGCGGACGGCGAGUGCCAGGAGCGCUGCCACCUCGCGCCACGCCUCAGCGGCCUGGUGCAGCGUGGGCACCUGCGGGCCGGCACGCGCCUGCGCCUCACGCGCGGCUCCUACCUGUACGCCGAGAAGCGCCUCAACUGCGGGUUCCUCUGCCUGGAGGAGCUGGAGCCGGUGGGGGCGGCCGAGCCCCCCAGUGUCCCGACCUGCCACCACCGGCAGCCCCUCCGCGGCGAGAGGCAGCACUACCUGCCGCUGUGGAACAACGAGGACCCCUACGGAGACAUGUGGGUGGCGGAGAAGGCCCAAGCGCGGGUGGACGUCGACGUCUCCAAGCUGACUUCUCUUGGUCAGCUGGAAAUGACCUGGAGAAGCAAUGUUCACUUCCAUCCGCUUCUUGUGAGAGUCCUGCACAAAUCUAGACUAAGGUACUACGGGAAACCAGAGAAAAAAGUGGAUAUGCCUUAUCAGGCUUACUUUGAAGUUGCUGAUGGUUCAGGCAUGAUGUCAAUGGUUUUGUGGAAUUCACUGUGUCCUGAAUGGUAUAACAGUAUUAAGGUUGGCACGGUACUUCUUCUUGAAGAGUAUGCUAUCAAAGCCAGUUACCCAUUUAAAACACAGCCAACCCCAGGGGAUUCACAGAUGAAGAGAUUUGCUACAAUUGAAAUCAGCCUUAAUGUUCGAAACCCUCCCACUAAAAUAAGUAUUAUUCCAGAAGAAAUUGUUAAGCCAGAGUGGGGAUUACCUGAAGUUAAAUACCGGUUUAUCACAAGGUCAGAACUGGAUGACUUACCGAACAACCAUUCCUGUGAUGUUAUUGGUCUUGUGACAUUUGUAGGAAGGGCUGAACGAACAAGAAAGAGAGAACAUGGUGAAGAUUUCUGGCUCUAUCGUUGGGCACAUGCCGUUGAUGGGACCUCAGACCAACCAUUCAUACUGGAAAUAUUUGCAACUUCUCAGCCAGAUGUGUUUAAGCUUAUCCACCCAAUGACAUAUUUGGUGUGUACACAGAUGAGAGUGAUGCGGGACGUCACUGAGAAUCCUUCCAGCACAAUUUACCUUACGACUUCAAAUGAAAGUCAAAUAUUCAUUACAGGGUGGCACAAGGGCCAGCCAUACACCAAGGAUACUAAAGUGAAAAACUUCAUUCAAUGGACUAAAACACAAAACGAAGCUAAUCAAAUGAAGAAAACUGUCAUUGGUGGCUAUUAUCCUUUUCCACGACCUCCAAGUAACUUUUUGAAAUACUGUAAAAACAAUAAAGUUGAAACAGUUUUGAAAGCCAUAGCUGAAAUGGGGAAGGAGAUUGAAGCCUUGCACUACAGAGAACGCAAGCGCAUUGCUGUUCAGGGAAUUAUUAGUGCCAUAAGGUAUAUCAGAUGUAGCAAUGCAGCUGAAGAAGCCUCAGGAGUAGAGCUUGUUGAGAAAGAUACUCCUCAGUCUCUUGAAAGUUCUGCAAAGUCCAAAGAAGACCAUGUUCACAAGGGAAGAAACACCAACCUUCAAAAUGAAGAAGUUAUGUCUGUUCUGGGGCCACAUUACACUCCUGGGGAAGAGCAUCAGCACCAAGCUGCACUGUCAAAAAAGAAUUCAGCCAAGAGAAAGAUACCAUGCCGAUUAAAUACAGAUGCAGAACAGGGAGGUGCCUCUGUUAUUCCUGUAUCAUCUUGCUCCUAUUUCACACGGUCUGCAAGAAGAAAACUUCGCUUGGAAGAAUUUCAACAUGAAGAUUUUGUGCAAGAUAAAAAUGGACAGGCUGUAUCAGACAGUUUACAGUGCUGCACAGAUGGAGAAAGAAUGAGUGACACGUUGGAAACUGAAGAGACUAGAAGAGUUUGUGAUUCAUGGGAGAGUGACCUGUGGGCUCAAGUGAAAGACAAGUUAAUGAAAUAUUUGCAUCACAGCACAAUUUUCCCAGAAAGCAUCCCACGUAAAUUUGAUUAUGUGCACAAAGACUUACUUAUGCAACAGUACAACCUUCAUGAAGCAGUGCACCAGCCAAAAGAAACAGGAACAGGUGAAAAUAUCAAUGAAUUUAAAAGUGCUAGUGGCUUCGGGUAUUAUGAAGUAACAGUUCUGGGUAUAAACCACGAUGUAGCUGUAGAUGUUGCAUUUCUUCCACUGCUUUGUACUGAAGAUCCCCACUUAUUUCAACUGGAAGACUUUCAAAAUGAUACAUUAUUGUCAUGUAUGAGCGGCAUCUCUGCAUGUCAGCAGAAGUCCACUAGCAGCGGAAGACUUCAUGACGUGUUUCCACUUUCAACUGAAACUGUAAAAGCAGCAAUGGAUCUAGACAGCAAACAUGUUAUCUGCAUCUUGGACAUCUGUCACUUGGGUGAUGAUAAAGUGGAAGUCUUUCUGAGCAAAAUCUACGAGACAGUGGAACCUGAUGUGAUGGAUCCAGUGUAAUGUAAUAACUUAUUUUUCAAAUUUAUAUACUUCAGAAGGGGGGAAAUAAAACUGCUGUAACUUGACUACACCCUCUACACAUUGCACUUUUCUAGAACUAGCAGACACAAACAUAAAAUUAUGAUUCUUAGCCACCGUAUUGGUCAUCCAUAUAACUGAGAAGGAUGAUUGUUACCUUCAUGUUUUGGUAGUCUUGAAGAUAUUACACAAGUCUUGGUCACUUAUGUUCAAGAACAAUGAAUAGGCAAUACAGUGAAUUUACCUUCUCAUAGGAUACCAAGGAGUGUUGAUUGUCAUCUCUCUUUCUCCAUCUGUGCACAUACAAACACAGGAAAUAUAUUUAUCAGGGUGAGAACUGAGAGAAGAGGCAGGCUUUCCCAAUAUUAAAGGCAGUGUUUGCAAAAGGAUUAAUUGUCUGUGCUAUAAAUUUAGGCUGGAAACUUGUAUCCUUUUGAGAAUUAGAUCUGUUAUGUUCUAUAGUGAUCUCUUAGUGGGGGGUACUAGGGGCAGCCGAACUGCUUCUCAGGCUUGAAGCUGUGCUGUGUUUGUAAAAGGAGUUAAAUUCCAUGGUGCCUUUAAUACUGGCGACUGGACUCAGUGAUCCAAGAAGCUACCUUCAGUUCUUUUUACCUGAGCAAGGCCAACUGCUGUGGUUCUGUAUAUUUGCUUUUGAAUAUACAGUGUUGGGUAGCAAGUGUAGCACCCCAAGGCUUUAAGCAUAUCUUAUUUAUUAAUCUUUUAAAACAUAUCUAUUUUUUAAAAAGAAGCUUUUUUAGUGGAAUUUGAUUCUAGCUUUGCAAGAGAAGUAUGUCUUUAAGGAGUGCUUAGCAUGGCAGGAAACAGAGUUUGUCACAUCGUUAGUGUUUUUUCCUGUUAAUCACCGAAAUCCUCUUUAGUAAUAGCUGUUUCUGAGCACAUGAAGGAGCUCAGCAGCUGUGAGGAGCUGCUACUUCCUCAAGAGCAAGAGACUGUAAAGUUCUGUCAACUUGUUGCCUGUAUACUAAAUCCUGGCUGGCCCCUGCUGUGUUCAGAACCAAGCCCCACUUUUUUCCUCCCAUGCCAAAAGCCUCAAAACAUGUGUACAGAUGGAUCCUUAGGAAAUUAUUCUCAAACAGGAGCUAAAACAACUGCUAUUUGACAACUUGUCCAUGUGAAAUGCUGGCCUCAAUUCAGUCCUUUGAGAAGAAAUGAUUGCAUUAUGGAAGCUUGCCAAUUAAAUUGUACUGUAUUGACCAAAGCACACAGUUAAUUUAUAGGAACAGAUUCAUUCUUUUGUGCAAAACUUCUAGGCACAUUUUAGCUGCCCUUUUGGUAAUCGAGGAGUAUCUAUUUCAACUAGUAGCUCACUCAUCUGCCUGGGGGACAGUGGACUACAUUAACUUCAGUUAAUGGUAAUUGAAGGAGAAAUGUAAUUGUCAUUAUUAUAGUACAAGUUCAUAGGUAACCAGAUAAAAAGUAAAAGCCUUGAUAUUCUAAAAAAAUAUAUAUAUAAAUCUUUUCAGUCUCUAGUGGUUUACAGUUUAAAAAUGUAUUAAUGAGAAAAAUUUAACUUAAAUUGCACAGGAACUAAGUAUCAAAUGUGACUGUAUUGUGUGUUUAUAUUUUGUAUGAGUCAUAUAGUAUUAAUUCUAGAGCAAUGUUUGUCAACCCAUGCCUGUCGGAGUACGUUGAUACAGAAGGCAAAACGAAAAUGUACCGACCCAAGAAGAGCACAGCGUUGCUUGCAUUAUGUUACUUGUGUAAUUCUGUUGCUUAUGGGUAUGUGAAGAUUAGAGGCCAUUGCUCUAGGGUGAGAGGGAAUAGCACCAGCACUUCAUGUACCAAACUGAGCCCUGCUGACUGUGUCAGCCAGUAUUUUUUAUUUAGAUAUACUUCAGGUCGAAGUCUAAUUUUAAUGAAACCAAUAUUUCUAGAAGUAAUUUUUAAAGUCGUUAUCUUUGUACAAAAGGACUGUUGUGGCUAAAACUGGCACAGAGCCACUGUAUUCAGUUGUUCUAGCCACUCCAUCCAUCCCAUGCAACAGAAGCAGCAAAGGCUGUUUGUUGCAUUGCACUGCUUACUACACUUUAAACAUGUAGCAUUAAUAAUUUUAUUCUAUGUGUUAGGGCUUCCUAACUCUAAAAGAAAUUUCAGAAAGGUGUGGAAUGUGUAUAAUACAUGCUUUACAGAAGUGUUGUUUGAAAUUUUUCAUGGUAGAAGCUGGGAAAGGGAUACUCUUGCAGAAUGAAGUCCUGAUGUUAGAAGUACAGGCUGUAACGUAGAUGUGCGCAGCUAGAAAAUAUUUAAUGCCUGCAGUAGACUUGGAAUUUCAAUACUCAGGGUCAUUCUGUAGAGGCACUUACCCCAUCCCCAUAAGUUACAGUGAACUUAAUAUGCCAACUUAAGUUCUGAAGUGUUGCAGUGUUAAUAUAUGGUUCCUCCACUCUGCCGGUCUCCCUCAUCCCUGCCAAACCAGCACUGUAGCGAAAGAAACUACUUGCUGUUUUAUUUAACUUGGUGUUUAUUGACAUAGGUCUAAGACCAAAGUAUUUUUAAUCCUGAAUCUGUAAAAACAUCUUAAUUUUGCCAUAUUAAGCCAAGAUACAGCAUCUUUACUCCUGCAAAAUGUCGUAGGAAUCAUCUUUCUUGCUGCUGUUUAUUGCCGCUGCUGAGGGAAAAAUACUAUCAGAGCAUAUUUCCUAGCUGUAGAAUUCAUAUCCAGCCAAAGAACUGUACUCUAAAAUCUUACAUUUGCAUGUUUCUUAGUCUCCAGCAUUAAUUUCAAAUAAAAUCGGAGGAAAGUAAACUGUAUGUAACUAAUGGUACUUUUGAGUGUAUAAAACCUGCUAAGUCAUAGAUCUUAGAGGUAAGGUCAGGUUUUAAUUGGUGUGAUGUAGAACUAGUGUAACACUGAAAAAUGGAGAAUAUAAAUAAAUAAAUUAAUAUGUGUAAAUAUCUUG
Molecule: messenger RNA, 5742 nt
Organism: Falco peregrinus (peregrine falcon)
Lineage: Eukaryota; Metazoa; Chordata; Aves; Falconiformes; Falconidae
Gene: RADX
Product: RPA1 related single stranded DNA binding protein, X-linked
Exons: 15
Coding region: 167-2803 (878 amino acids)
Biological process (GO): regulation of DNA repair
Cellular component (GO): replication fork
Molecular function (GO): single-stranded DNA binding
Source: RefSeq, a predicted model, not a curated record